Molecule: messenger RNA, 507 nt
Organism: Cryptococcus wingfieldii CBS 7118
Lineage: Eukaryota; Fungi; Basidiomycota; Tremellomycetes; Tremellales; Cryptococcaceae
Exons: 3
Coding region: 1-507 (168 amino acids)
Source: RefSeq, a predicted model, not a curated record
AUGCUCUUCCUCUCCCUCCUCCCAGCCCUCCUCCUCCCCCUAGCUUACGCCCUUCCCCAGUCCACCACCGAAAAACCCUCUCCAUCAGCUAGCACCACACCCGCCGCUGUCGAGUUUGCACCUGAAGGUUCUGGCAAGAGGCAAGACUCCACCGCCGAAUUCACGCCUGAAGGUUUUGGCAAAAGGCAAGACUCGCAGUACGAGUACCCCAACAUCAACUUUCUCUCCACUUUCCCUGACAACUUGUCGGCGAAUGAGACUAUCAGUUUGAAGUGGGAAGGAGGUGACGGAUUAUACAAUUUGUAUGAGAGGGUUGGGUAUCCUGGGGAAGAUGCUAGUGUCAGCGCUGGCCAGAAGAUCUUGGUGAAUUCCACCCUUACCGAGUUGGACUACAAGAUUGGAAACUAUCCUGUCAAUUCGUCCAUCGUCUUUGGCGUGGAGGAGCAUACCCAGAACUUGUCAAUCAUCGUCGGACAGGAGCAGUCCAGGGUGAUCCCUAUCGUCUGA